Molecule: messenger RNA, 1849 nt
Organism: Ruditapes philippinarum (Manila clam)
Lineage: Eukaryota; Metazoa; Mollusca; Bivalvia; Venerida; Veneridae
Product: guanylate-binding protein 1-like
Exons: 10
Coding region: 17-1849 (610 amino acids)
Molecular function (GO): GTP binding; GTPase activity
Source: RefSeq, a predicted model, not a curated record
UUUGAAUCGGGCAGUGAUGUAUAAAACCCCUUCAGGACCUUCGCAGAAAAAGGAUGACUCUUCACGUGAUUUAUGUUACACUUACUCGUGUAAUGCUACAGCAAGAAACAUGAGUGAGGAUGAACAGAAACAGGAACAAGAAAGAUUGAUGAUGGAGAUACAAUGCUUGAUGUCAGAUGAAAUAUUUGACGACGUUGUAAUAACACCUACACCGUCAGAUAAUUGUAGUUUAACAGAAAGAUUUGGCAGGCUAGAAGUAUUCAAAAAGCCUUUGUUGUUUAUCUACUCUGACAGAGACAACAACCUCAAAAUUUCUGAAAAUGUUAUGGCACAGAUAAGUAGUAUAGAUGUAACGCUAAAUGUCGUUGCUGUAUGUGGUCUAUAUAGGACAGGAAAGUCGUAUCUGAUGAACAGGUUGGCGAACGAAAGGAAAGGAUUUGCACUGGGGAGCACAGUUCGGUCUGAGACAAAGGGUAUUUGGGCCUGGUGUAAACCUCACCCAACACAAAAAGAUCAAGUUUUACUUUUACUUGAUACAGAAGGUUUAGGAGAUGUAGCCAAGGGGGACACUGAUCAUGACAACAAGAUGUUUAGUUUAACAAUGCUACUAAGUAGCACCCUCAUUUACAACAACAUUGGUGUUUUCAAUCAAGAUGCUGUUGACAAAUUAGCUUUUUUAACACGCGUGUCGAGAAAUGUACAAGUUUUGCCCAGAUUAAACAAAGAGGAAAAUGAAGAUAACAUGAAAAUAAUUACUCCUAUUUUCAUUCUGUGUCUCCGAGACUUUUACCUCGAGGUAAAAGACGAAGAUGGUAAAGAUAUAACCCCAGAUAAAUACUUUGAGAAGUGUUUGUCAGUGUCAGACGGAAAAGGCAAAAUGAAAAUUGACGAAACGAGGGAAUGCAUAAAAAGAUACUUUCCCAGAAGAAAAUGUUUCACGCUCGCACAACCAGCUAUAGGUAAAAAGCUUGCUAAACUUGAUGAUUAUGAGGAUUAUCAACUCAACGACGAAUUUAUAAGUGACUGUGGCAGUCUCCAAGAAUAUGUGUAUACAUGUGAACAUAAAGUUACGGAUGGAGUUACAAAGGCUCCAGUGAAGGGUAAUGACUUUGAAUCUUUUACGCGGACAUAUGUGACUGCAAUGCGAACAGGAUCAAUGCUGUCAUACGAGAAAGCAUAUGAUCAGGUGUCCAGGUUUCACAACAGCAAGCUUGUGGUCACAUUCGUUCAUGAAUUUGAGGCUGAACUUAAGAAAAUGGAUACACCUGUGAAGCGUAAAACGGACAUAGAAGGAAAAACAUUUGAGAUACUUAACAAAAAGCUAAAACUGUUGAGGGAGAAGAUGUAUCCGUACAGAAUGAAUAUAUUUGAAGAUAAAGCAAUGAAUAAAAUGAAAACAAUUGCUGAUGAAUUUCGUAAACAAAACAGUACACUCGUACAACGAAAAUUACUAGAAUAUCUUGAAGAGCUUCAUGGGGACAUGAUUAAACAAAAUGAGAUUUGGUUUGAUUCAAAGGAAGGCUUGAAAUUGUACAAUCAGAAUAUCGAUUUUAUGAAAGAGUUGUUUCACAGCAAAAUGCAAGACUAUGACGAAGAUGAGACAAUUCAGCUCCACUGGAGACCACUGAACAUACCUUGCACAGGAAGUUGGAGACGCAUUCCAAGAAAAGAAGCCAAGAGAAUGAAUAAAGAGUACUCGUCAGAGAUAGUCAUAGAAACAGCCCCUUUGUGCAAUGAAGAUAUCACGGAACCUAUUGCCAACGACCUGUCUGUAGUGAAAAAUCUGUUUUACUGUGCUGCAACUUACACAAGGAAAACAAGAAGACGAAAGAAUCCAAAAACGUCUUAA